UCAUGCACCCUCUCACACUCAUAACACGCUGCAGGCUUUGGAGACACACUUUCAUUCCUCCGUUGAUAAAUCCAUGAAUCCAUACAUCCAUCCAUCCAUACAGUACCUGUCUGGAGCUUUCCUUCUCUCUCGUGUUGGAUUUACGGACUCAUCUUGUUGAAAGGAAAUCAGACCACUUUCAUUAUUCGGAUAUUGUCGUAUUUCUUUCCAAUUGUUGUUCGAAUCAACCUGGAGAGGAGAGCAGCGACAAAAAGGCUUUAUUUGACGAGGCGAGCUCCCAAACAUCUCUUUGUAUUUCUGACUGCCCGUCCAACCAUGAGGAGGUACUGUCGCGUCCGGCCUCUCGCCGUGCUCGCCGCUCUGCUGCUGUCUCAGGUCUGUUCCGGCAUCAAGUGGCUAGCCCUAUCGCACACACCCAAGACAUUACACAUCAACCAGACCCAACACUGUAAGCUGCUGCCCGGCCUGGUGUCCUCCCAAGCUCAGCUGUGCCGCAGCAACAUGGAGCUCAUGCAAACCAUCGUCCAAGCGGCCCGAGACGUCAAGAAAACAUGUCAAAAGACCUUUGCUGAUAUGCGCUGGAACUGCUCCUCCAUUGACAUUCCCGUUGAUGCCUCAAAGUAUCGUCCGGACCUCGACCGAGGAACAAGAGAAACUGCGUUCGUGUAUGCCUUGUCUGCUGCCACCAUCAGCCACACCAUCGCCAGAGCGUGCACCUCUGGAGAUUUGCGACUGUGCUCGUGCGGUCCAAUUCCGGCUGAGAUCCCCGAGCCCGGCUAUCGCUGGGGGGGCUGCGCUGACAACCUGCACUACGGUUUAAUGAUGGGCUCCAAGUUUGCGGACGCUCCCAUGAAGAUGAAACGUGCAGGGUCUCACGCCAACAAACUGAUGCAUCUUCACAAUAGCGAAGUGGGGAGACAAGUGCUAAGACAGGCAUUGGUGAUGAAGUGUAAAUGUCAUGGCGUAUCCGGUUCCUGCUCCAUAAGAACCUGCUGGAGAGGCCUGCAGGAUCUUAGAGAGAUCGCUAUGGACCUGAAGACCAAGUACCUGUCGGCAACUAAGGUGGUGCACCGACCCAUGGGGACACGAAAACAGUUGGUACCCAAAGACAUUGACAUCCGACCUGUGAGAGAGAACGAGCUUGUCUACCUGCAGAGCUCCCCGGACUUCUGCACCAAAAACGAAAAACAGGGUUCUGUUGGCACACAAGACAGGCAGUGUAACAAAACCUCGCUGGGCAGCGACAGCUGUGACCUGAUGUGCUGCGGCCGUGGCUACAACCCGUACAGCGAGAAGUUGGUGGAACGCUGCCAUUGCAAGUACCACUGGUGUUGCUACGUCACUUGCAGGAAGUGCGAGAGGAUCGUGGAGAGAUACGUCUGCAAAUGAGUGGACCUCACCAAACCGCAUUGGAACCAAAGCACUACAAAAAACCAAGAAGGCAAACUAGCCUUCAGCUUUAGCAUGUGUAUUUCACCGUGACAUGGUCUAAGUUUUUUGUCAUCAUCACUUUAGUAGCCAAUCUCCAAACUGCCUGUCUGGUUUCCACCGGACUUGGAGAGUGACGACAGUUUAUGUGAAGACCACCGUCCUCCUGGGUAGUUGCUUUCUCUUGUUAAUGACCAUGAAUUCCCCCAACGGGGAUGAGGGAAGUCUAUUUUAUUGUAGCUCUAAUAAAAAGUAAUAAUAUUGGAUUUUUAUGCUGGAGGAGAAGGAUGGUCUCCCUUCUGGACAGAGACUUAUGUUUGGCUUCAUUCCUCGCAAAUGGAAGGGAUUUGUUGGACUCGCGGGACUUUUUUUUUUUUUUUUUUUUUGGUACAGUUGACACUUUUUCCUUCUGCAUGAACGGACCGGAGAGGAAAAGGAAACAUAAAGGGAACUUAAAGUACUUUUUCAAACACUUUGGACUGACAUGGUCCUGCAUGUUUCUCCACAUGUAUGACUUGACUUUAUCCCUGUGGACUGAAAGGAGAGCAUAAAGGACUUGCAGAUUUAUCAUCCUUGCAGCCAGUUCAAAUUGUAUUCUAUUUUUAGAGCAUAUGAACGAAUGGAUUUUGUUAAACCACUUUUGUGUGGAUGUACAUACUCUUAUUUUGUAUACUGGAAUAAAGAUGAGUAUUUAUAAAAUGAUUCAAUGGUUAUUACAUUGC
This is a messenger RNA of Doryrhamphus excisus (bluestripe pipefish), 2150 nucleotides long. RefSeq names its product wingless-type MMTV integration site family, member 11 (gene wnt11). Gene Ontology annotation, biological process: canonical Wnt signaling pathway; cell fate commitment; multicellular organism development. NCBI's taxonomy places the organism in Eukaryota, Metazoa, Chordata, Actinopteri, Syngnathiformes, Syngnathidae. Gene Ontology annotation, cellular component: extracellular region. Gene Ontology annotation, molecular function: frizzled binding; cytokine activity. The record is from RefSeq and is a predicted model, not a curated record.